AUGCCACAUGUUCAAAGAUUUAACAACGAAAAUAACAAUGAUGUUGAUUCAUCUUCCGUAAAUAUACAAAAACCAUCUUCAUCCACUAACACAACCACUAUGACAAAUGAUAAUAAUAAUAUCGUCAAUAUUAAAAGUAAAGAAAAAGAUGGGAGUCAUCCAAUCGCUUCAAUAGAUUCAUUAAUGAUAAAUCGGUCGUUUAAUAGUGGUGAAAGAUGUACUGCUAAUAACAAUUGUA
Molecule: messenger RNA, 238 nt
Organism: Entrophospora candida
Lineage: Eukaryota; Fungi; Glomeromycota; Glomeromycetes; Entrophosporales; Entrophosporaceae
Source: the annotation of a GenBank genome assembly